AUGAAGCUACAUGAUUGUAUAGAUGACGAUUUCAAAGCAUGGAUUGAGAAGCAGCAUGUCUUCUUUGUGGCGACUGCUCCCUUGAGCGGCAAUGGACAUGUGAACCUUUCUCCCAAAGGGUAUGACGCUCUCCGCAUCAUCGAUGACAAGACCAUUUGCUACAGGGACUUGGCGGGCAGUGGCAAUGAAACUUCGGCACACAUAGCUGAAAAUGGACGACUUACGUUCAUGUUUUGUGCGUUUGAGGGAGCACCCAGGAUUCUUCGCCUCUAUGGCAAGGGUGAGAUUCUUCUUCCCGAUCAUCCCAAGUUCAACACCUAUCUCUCCAAGCACUAUCAGAAUGACAUGAAACCAGGUACCCGACAGAUCGUUGUCAACCACGUGGAUCGUGUGCAAACAUCUUGCGGAUAUGCCGUUCCAUUCAUGGAUUUUAAGGAAGACCGAACAACACUUUGCAACUUUUUUGAGAAGAAGGGAGGAGAGGGUUCCGUGGACUACAUGAGAGAAAAGACCCCACGCACCUCUAUUGACGAUAUUCCAACGCCACAAGGCACAAAAUUCAACAAAGAAGAGGGGGUCGUCAACAAAGGCGGUUCCCCUGCUAUCUGGAAAAUGGUGGCAGCAUUAGUGUUACUUCUCUCAGUGGCCAUUCCGGUGGCCUACGGCGCAGCGGGUAGUAUCUAA
This is a messenger RNA of Seminavis robusta, 684 nucleotides long. NCBI's taxonomy places the organism in Eukaryota, Bacillariophyta, Bacillariophyceae, Naviculales, Naviculaceae. The record is from the annotation of a GenBank genome assembly.